Torulaspora delbrueckii is the source of this 882-nucleotide messenger RNA. RefSeq names its product putative short-chain dehydrogenase/reductase. The transcript has a single exon. The coding region runs from base 1 to 882 and encodes 293 amino acids. The record is from RefSeq and is a predicted model, not a curated record. Lineage: Eukaryota; Fungi; Ascomycota; Saccharomycetes; Saccharomycetales; Saccharomycetaceae.
AUGAAACAGGAUACUAGUUUCAAAUGGCAGCCGCCAUCUAUUGACAGCUUGAAUUUGGCGUCUUUGAACGUUACAAUUGUGGGUGGUACUGGUGGCCUGGGGCGUGCAAUUGCCCUAGUGUUGGCUUCAAAGGGUGCACAAGUUACUGUGAUUGGACGUACAUUUCGGGACUCCGAGGUGAAGAACAUUAAUUUCAUAGAGGCCGAUAUGACUUCUAUCAAAGUGUCCAGGGAGGUUGCUGAGCGGCUCCCUGCGGACAAUAUCAACAUACUGCUGUUUACUACCGGCAUAUUUGCUAGCAAGACAAAACAAGUGACACCAGAGGGGCUUGAACGAGAUCUUGCCGUCAGCUACUUAAACAGAUUGGCCAUGAUUGAGAUAUUAGCUCCCAAGAUGAAGCGUUCAGAAAGUUCCUUGGGAUUUGGGCCCAGAAUUUUCUUGAUGGGGUACCCAGGUGCUGGUGAAUUGGGUACUAUUGAAGACUUAAAUCAGGAUAAGAAUUAUGGUUUGAUGAAGGCUCAUAUGAACACUGUGGCCGGUAAUGAAGCUCUAGUACUUGUUGGUGCAAAGAGAUAUCCCCAACUGCGGUUCUUUGGAUUAAACCCUGGUCUAGUAAGGACGAAUAUAAGAGACAACAUGUUGGGACAAGGCUCUUGGAAGUCAUACAUUAUUGAGGGGAUCAUUGGAUUUUUCAACAAGACUCCUGAGCAGUAUGCUAAUACAAUUGCACCUUUAUUGGUCACUAACGAGAUUGAAAAGCGUUCAGGAACUUCUUACAAUGCGAAUGGUCAGGCUAUCACAACCUCGGAUGGGAUGACUUUAGCCUACGCCACUAGCUAUGUGGAAGCUUCAGAGGAGUUGUUGAAGACGAAGGGCCUCUGA